Cadophora gregata is the source of this 426-nucleotide messenger RNA. RefSeq lists its product as uncharacterized. The record is from RefSeq and is a predicted model, not a curated record. The transcript has a single exon. NCBI's taxonomy places the organism in Eukaryota, Fungi, Ascomycota, Leotiomycetes, Helotiales, Ploettnerulaceae. The coding region runs from base 1 to 426 and encodes 141 amino acids.
AUGCCAUGCGGUGCGGUGCCUCACGCCAACAGCAACCGAAGCAACACUUCCAUUUUCUUUUCGUCCGUCACUCUGCAAACAACUCCCGCGCGCCACGGAACAGCGAGCAUUGUUGCUCUGUGUCUGCCGCCCACGCUUCUACUCCUUCCUCCCCGGCUUCUUUUGUUGAGAUCUUCCCCGACAUUUCACGGUCGAGCCGAUGGCGGUGUCCAGCUCUUACAAAUGGAAAUGUUCUUACGGGACAAUGGCAGAGAUGCUCACGACGUCGUGGAGCCGUUCCACCAGUCGGCGGGCUGGCGGGGUAGAGUCCUGCCCUGGCUGGGUCUCCUGCUGCGCCCAGCCCGUGGCUUGGAGAUAAGGGAAAUGCAGGGGCCGGCACCCCGAUUGAGCGCUGUCAUUGGCCAUAUGAGUAACGACGUCUUGUAA